ACCACUUGUGCCACCAUUUAGUACUCGUGCACACUUUCACUCUACACUCGCCGCAGCAAGAGCAUUGAGCAUGUUAGAUACCUUUGAGAUACUAACCUCGUCAGGUGUCGUCCUGUGGUCGCGCACAUAUGCCCCCGUCGGCGCGAAUAUCAUCAACAGCUUAAUUCGCGAGGUCUUCAUCGAGGAGCGCAUACAACCCCAGGCCGAGGAUGCAGGGUCGAAACCUACAUACAAGAAAGAGGGCUACACACUGAAGUGGACGGCAGCAAAAGACCUAGGGCUCAUCUUUGUGGCAGUGUACCAAAGUCUCGUCCACUUGACUUGGAUAGACAAGCUCCUCGACAAUGUCCGCGCCCUGUUUGUCGGCCUCUAUGGCGAGCAGUUGAAGACGGAGCACAGCAGCGUCGUCAACUGCGACAAGUUUGGCUCCUACUUCGACCGCCAAAUGCACGAAUUGGAAGGAGCGAGCGACUCUGGCGCACCCAGCAUCAAGCUCACCACGCCCGACUCGAGUACAGACAAUGACAGCGCCGAAGAGAGCGCAGCGGCACCCAAAAUCCUAUCCAAGCCGCAACGAGCCCUGUACGAUACGAGCGCCGACUCGACCCCCGUACCCACACCAGAUGCUUCGCGACCCACGACACCGGCACACAGUCAGUUGGUGACAGGAAAGGCGAGACCGCUUGGCGGCAAGAUGUCGCGGCGAGACAAGAAGAAAGCGAGUGCAUUCAGCUCAGCACCUGCAUCAUCAGGAGACGAGGGGUCCACGAAGCGGAAGGGCAAGGGUUCAGCAAAGAAGGGCAGGGUCUGGGGCGAAUUUGGCGCAGAAGAGCAGGACGACUCGGUUCUCGAUUACUCCCAGGCGGAUAUACGUGACGGGACUUCGGCCAGCGAGGCUGUCGAGGAGAUCCGACCCGAGACAUGGGGUCGCACGACAAACAAGGGCGAAUUUGUGUUGAAGGAUCUGGAUGACGAGAUGGAUGCCAUUAUUGCCGAGCAGAACGCAAAAAAGGUGAAGGACACUACAUCAACAGCCUCAGCCGGUCUUGUCGGAUCAAGUCUAGGCGCAAUUGGAGGCCUGUUCAGAAAUGUAGUCGGCGGAAAGACACUCACGAAAGACGACUUGAUCAAACCCCUCAAGGGUAUGGAAGAACAUCUCCUGCGCAAAAACGUCGCCCUUCAAGCAGCGGUGCGGUUAUGCGACAGCGUGGAGCGCGAUCUCGUGGGAAUGAAGACGCCCAGCUUUACCACAAUCGAAACAACACUCAAGUCAUCCAUGGAAAAGGCGCUGACCAAGAUCCUCACGCCCACAUCCUCCCUCGACCUCCUCCGCGAAAUCCAGCACACAAACUCUACUACAUCACGACCAUACGUCCUCUCUAUUGUUGGUGUAAAUGGCGUAGGCAAGUCAACCAACCUAUCCAAAAUCGCUUUUUUCCUCCUACAGAACCACCACCGCGUCCUCAUCGCUGCGGCGGAUACAUUCCGAAGUGGCGCUGUUGAACAGCUGAGAGUCCAUGUCGAUAGACUCAAGGAACUAUCGCAGCGUGAAGGCGGUCAAGUCGACUUGUUCGAGAAAGGCUACGGAAAGGAUGCAGCGAACAUCGCCGCGGACGCUGUUACCUAUGCAGAGAAAAACAACUUUAACGUUGUCCUUAUUGACACUGCCGGUCGACGGCAUAACGACCAACGGCUUAUGAGCUCACUAGAGAAGUUCGCCAAGUUCGCCAACCCAGACAAGAUCCUCAUGGUCGGAGAAGCCCUCGUCGGCACCGAUUCGGUUGCGCAAGCACGGAAUUUCAACGCUUCGUUUGGCGCAGGAAGAAGGCUAGAUGGCUUCGUCAUCUCCAAGUGUGAUACUGUCGGCGACAUGGUGGGUACGUUGGUGUCCAUGGUGCAUGCGACAGGCAUCCCCGUGGUGUUUUUAGGGACAGGGCAGCACUAUAGUGAUUUAAGGACACUGAAUGUUGGUGCUGUCACGCGUUUGCUCAUGAGCUGAAGAUUAGGACCGUAGAAUCUUUGGCGCAGUAGGAUCGGAGCACUUCAUGUACAAGCUAUUCGUUUGUUGUAUAAAUAAUUAACUUUUUAAUGCCAAACUCUAUUUACGGCAAACUGGCAU
Cucurbitaria berberidis CBS 394.84 is the source of this 2119-nucleotide messenger RNA. RefSeq names its product P-loop containing nucleoside triphosphate hydrolase protein. Gene Ontology annotation, molecular function: GTP binding; signal recognition particle binding; GTPase activity. The transcript has 3 exons. Gene Ontology annotation, cellular component: signal recognition particle receptor complex; endoplasmic reticulum membrane. Lineage: Eukaryota; Fungi; Ascomycota; Dothideomycetes; Pleosporales; Cucurbitariaceae. Bases 71 to 1999 code for a protein of 642 amino acids. The record is from RefSeq and is a predicted model, not a curated record. Gene Ontology annotation, biological process: SRP-dependent cotranslational protein targeting to membrane.